Cooperia oncophora is the source of this 1806-nucleotide messenger RNA. Lineage: Eukaryota; Metazoa; Nematoda; Chromadorea; Rhabditida; Trichostrongylidae. The record is from the annotation of a GenBank genome assembly.
AUGUCUUCACCAAGUUAUUAUACCUGCUCAUUAUGCAAAAAAGUCAUGCUGAAGAAAAACUUGUACACUCACCUCAAGGUUGUACACAAGAAACUUGCGGAGGAAGUGCUGGAAAUCCGCGAAGAGAUUGCCAGGGAAAGCGGGGCAGCUAAGGUAACUUGCCCUCUAUGCCAUGAAACUUUUACCUCUCAUGAAGGGCUCGCACUACACUGUGAAAGAACUCACUCCGAGGACGGUGCUUGCGGACGACCCCAGAAUUAUUCCGCUAUUUCAAAAAGCUUUGAAAGUCGUGAAGAAUACGAGCAAUGGUUCACGAGAAUUUGUCAGGAAACAUGCACGACGUUUUCUAAAGAGCAUAAAGAAACUUCGGCUUCUUCGAUUAAACAAAGAUUCCUGUGCAAUCGAGCGGGUAAGUAUGAAUCGACUGCAAAGCAGAGAACUACCGCUAGUAGAAAAGAUGUCCACUACUGCUCUUGUCAUUUGGUGGUGUACUUUAACGCAGAUGGGACGGUAGUAGUGAAAGGCUGUCUUGGCCAUGUUGGACACGAGCUGGAUCCGGCUUUGCUGAAACUUUCACACCAUCAAAUUAUGUACUUGAAAAAGCUGCUCGAAGAGCACUCCAUGGAAUAUAUUAUACGCCGUAUUCGCAAGGAAGACCCGACUAAAUCCACUAAGCUGUCAUUUGUUGUAAAGAUGGAUCUUUACAAUAUUGUGAAGAAAUACCAUAUGGCGCCAGGCUGGAGGCAUGACGACGAUCUGACUUCUUUGCUACUUCGCUUUGAAGAGAAGAACCCCGAUGACGGAAUAAGGCGUUUUGAUCAACCCAAAGAUCCGAGUGGUAAAGGCCUCCUACUGGGAAGAACGCCGAGCUGGGCCUCAUUCGCGCAUCAAGGUGCCAUUCUUGACACUACAAUGAUUAGCGAGCGGUUCCACUUGAGAAUCAAAGAUGAGUUCCUCCACCGAAACGCAAACUCGCGCCUCGACAGCUUCGUCGACCUUCUAAUAAAGUCCGUUGAGGAUCUAUCGGACUCACUAGAAGUAAAGGACCGCCGUCGUUUCGCCAAAUCUGCGUACAGGUUGCAAGAAAAUCACAAACGGCACAGGACUGCAAUCGCCAUAUACGAAGCAAACCCUAACUUAGUCGUCAGUAUAGAAGACAACAAGUGGCAAGUCUAUAACAAGGAAUCGACGAAAAGCUCCGAAGUAACAUAUGAAGGGCCAUGCACAUGUGACAGCACGAAAAACACGCAUUGUCUCAACUGCGGAGUAUGUGCUUACGCCUGGAGCUGCACUUGUCUGGAUAACAGAAGUGGAAUCUGCUGUGCUCACAGACAUGCUGUGAGGAUACUGAACCCGGACAGGCUACCAGUGGAAACAUUAGCCACAACAUCACAAGUAACAGUAUCUUCAUCGUCAGAAGUUGACUUGGGUGAACCCAUAACCCCAGCACAAGAGCGUCGUGAAGCACGCUACCAGAAAUUGGGGGCUAUCAGAAGUGCAUAUGCUGUGAUAGAUGGCGCUGCUACAGUACUGGCUAAAGAUGACACAGAUGAAGCAAUGCAACACUUGGAAGAGAUCCUCUGCUAUAUGCAACUCGCAGCAAAAGUUGCACAACCUUCACCAUCAAGCUCCUUAGCCGCUCGGCCCGAGAUGACUCAAAGUGGAGGUAAACCGCAACUAACCAAAAUGCAACUCUACCAGCGUGGGAAGGGAAAGAAGUCGAAGGAACCGACGCAAGACCUUCACGAAGAGCUCAGACAAUUGAGAGGAUUGGAAGGCGACGCGAAUGGAGACCGAUUUCAUUGA